Messenger RNA from Penicillium crustosum, 777 nucleotides. Its product is annotated as alpha/beta hydrolase. NCBI's taxonomy places the organism in Eukaryota, Fungi, Ascomycota, Eurotiomycetes, Eurotiales, Aspergillaceae. The record is from RefSeq and is a predicted model, not a curated record. The coding region runs from base 1 to 777 and encodes 258 amino acids. The transcript is spliced from 2 exons.
AUGGCCACGUCUGAAAUCCCAGUCUUUGUCUUUAUCCCAGGCGCAUGGCAUGCAGCAGACACAUUCGACGUUGUGCGGGAUCUGAUGCACAAGCGUGGACUUGCAACCGAAGCUAUCUCUACUCCGUCUGUGGGCGCAUUUACUCCAGAUAAGGGGCUACACGCCGAUAUCGAACAUACCCAUGCCGUCCUUAAAGAGAUGGUAGAAGCUGGUCGCCAGAUCAUAGUCGUGAACCAUUCCUAUGGCGGGAUGGUCGGGGCCGGGGCUGUUGAAGGCUUGGGGUACUCGCAGCGGUGCAAAGUCGAUCUUCCGGGCGGCGUCAUCAUGGUAGUGUGGAUGGCUGCAUUUGUGACGCCCAAGGGCAAAUCAUUAAAGGACAUGCUGGGCGGAAUCUUCCCUCCCUGGAUGGUCAUCAAGAGCCCAGAUGACGGUUUCUAUUGGUCCUCUGGAGAAGAGACAAUAUUCUAUAACGACAUGUUCCCUGAAGAGCAGCAGAAGGCGAUUUCCAAAUUGAAGUCGCAGACGCAGAAGUCGUUCCAUGAACCAGCGAAGCAUGAACCUUGGCAUGAGAUACCUAGCAUGUAUCUGUUCUGCGACAAGGAUGGAGCCAUCCCGUUGGCUGGGCAAGAGAGCUUUGCUCAAACUUUGGGCAAUCCAGUGACUUACCAUGUCGAUGGGUCUCACUCCGCGUUUCUGAGCAUGCCUGAAAAGGUGAUUGAUGGGUUGGAGAUUGCGUUGAAGGAAGGCCGCCAGCGGAGUGGGAUUGCCGCCAACUAA